Molecule: messenger RNA, 618 nt
Organism: Auxenochlorella protothecoides
Lineage: Eukaryota; Viridiplantae; Chlorophyta; Trebouxiophyceae; Chlorellales; Chlorellaceae
Product: Glucose-induced degradation protein 8-like protein
Exons: 5
Coding region: 1-618 (205 amino acids)
Biological process (GO): proteasome-mediated ubiquitin-dependent protein catabolic process
Cellular component (GO): cytoplasm; nucleus
Molecular function (GO): protein binding
Source: RefSeq, a predicted model, not a curated record
AUGAACAACUUCGUGAUGGACUACCUGGUUACGGAGGGCUACUAUGAGGCUGCUGUUGCCUUCGGCCGGGAGACAGGCACGACGACCAGUGCCAACGUGUCUUCGGCAAUAGAGAGGACACAGAUACGAAAGGCCAUCCAGGAUGGGGACAUCCAGCUGGCCAUGGAGCUCCUGAAUGAUGCCCACCCCCAGAUCCUGGAGGAGCAGUCUGGCCUGCUCUUCCACCUCCAGCAGCAGCAGGUCAUAGAGCUGAUCCGGGCGGGGAGGACGGAGGCGGCCCUGGACUACGCGCAGGAGUACCUGGCACCACGCAGCGAGAACAACCCCAACCUGCUCCUCGAACUGGAGCGGACCAUGGCACUGCUCAUCUUCGAUGAUGUGAGCACCAGUCCGCUGGCAGACCUGAUGGACGUCGCACAGCGACAGAAGACGGCCGACGAGGUCAACCCCUGCAUCCUGCGCACCCAGCUGGAGGAGGCGGAGUCCCAGCUCCCAGUCCUGCUCAAGCUCAUGCUCUGGAUGCAGGACCGACUGAAGGGCAAGGUGGUCUUCCCCGUCAUCGAGGAUGUGCUGGUUGCUGAGCCCAUCCUGGCUCCCAGCAAUGAGGCUGCCACAUAG